UGACAGAUCAAAACAAAGAACAAAGAACAAAAAUUUGGCCGUAAUAUUUUAUUUUAUUUUUUUGAGAGCUUUCACUUUGAAAUUUUUAGAUAUUAAAACAGCACCGACCUUUAUUGUCGUUCGUAAACAAUAAUUUACAAAAAUAAAAGAAAACUACCGCCACAAUGUAUCAACGAGUGUACGACAUAAAUGCAACUUUAGGUUUGAGCAUUGAAAAACAGAACAUAGUCCGUCAACUGAGUGAUAUGUUCUGUGGAUAUUCUCUGGUUUAUAUCCGUGGUAUUUGCGAAGCAUGCUUAUGGAAUAUGGAUUUGUGCAUAGAUAAGCUGAUAGGCGUCAAUGCCGAUAUUAUAGAUCAAGAUUCGAAAACUACUCAACAAUUCAAUUCCAAAGAUCUGAACUACAGUGAGACUCUGCAGAAGACAAAUGGUGCUGUUCCAAAAGCAGUUUCAGGUACAUCGUCGAGUCCAUCUGCAAAAUCACGGUUUCAAGACCUCCCCUCGGUCUAUACGCACAUCUAUAAUGAUAUUGUCAAGGGCUACAAGGUCCUCGUCCUAAUGCGUGGCCAACCAGGAAGUGGGAAGUCUUACUUAUCACAGUCCAUAGUAAAGAAGCUGCUGCCAGGUAAAGAUUAUAAGGAUUUUGUACUAGGCGCCGAUGAUUACUUCCACGAUGCGCGUGGACGGUAUCGCUAUAAUGUCGAACGACUCUCAAACGCUCACGAAUAUUGCCAGACCAGAGCCCGCGAGAAGAUGUCACUCGGCUAUAGCCCGAUUUUCAUUGACAACACCAACAAUGCGAUGUGGGAGAUGAUGCCUUAUGUUAAGGCAGCCGUCGAAAACGGCUACAUGAUCGAAAUCAUGGAACCUACUACCCCAUGGCGUAAUUCUGCGGGCAGAUUGGCUGCGAAGAAUAACCACAACGUCUCAAAGCAGAAAAUCCAACGCAUGUUAGAUAGAUACGAAGUUGCAACAACCAAUGAUUUGCUAGCGCUUUUAAAGGAAACAAAGUACACCGUAGCACUGCCUCAAAUGAGAACUUAUCCGCCACCUCCAGAACCUGAAGAAUCAUUAGGACCAACUCAAAUUUCAGCUCCUGAACCAGAAGCACAACCACCGCCGCCGCCACAAACACCGCCACCGCAAAUGCAAAAAUCCCCAACAAAAACUGUGAACAACGAGUUUAUUCCGCUAACAACUAUAGAAGCUGCAAUCGAAAUUGAAAGGGAGCAAAGUUCAUCUCCCAUGGCCUUUGCGGACCCGAGCAACAUGUGGCCAGGCAUUGAGUCUUUCGAAAAGCUAUUGCCUCCUCCAAGAUCCCCAAGAAAGAGUAAGAAAAACAUCAUCGAGCAAGAGGACGACGAUUACGAACUACAAGUAAACCCACAAGACCAAGAAAGCGAAGUAAACAACACCCCAGUUGUUAGUCCCAAGCCUCUUAAUCCAGAUGCACCAAGUUUCUGGGGAGUGUCGUUCACUUCACCCUCUGCAAACAAGACAUGCGACAAUGACAGUGAAAUGAUCAUGCCCACGCAACUUUUUCCAGCUGUUCCAAAUGUUUGGCAAGCCUACGAGCAGGAAGCUACGAACUUUUGGGGUAUUCCUGUGAGUGCAGCAUCAGCAGCUGCCUCUUUAUCCGAACCAAUGGUCUUGGAUGAGACCACCAGCAGCAGCAGCAACAACGACUGUGGCCUGCUGCAGCUCCUCAAAGAGGGCGUCAAGUCAAUAAACGUGCCUAAUCGAGAGAAGCCAACAAGCGAAAGGGAGGAAUCUGUGAAGCUAGUUCGCCAUCGUGUUGGCUGUGAGAAUGAGAACGAGUCAUUCGUUGCCUUCCGACAAAUCUACCCCAAUAAGCCCAACGCCGAGCUAUGGGAUCUGUUUGUGAAGUGCAAUGGCAGCAUCGAUUGGGCUGUGGACAUUCUAAUCAAAGACGAAGACUCCAUCGCCAACAAGAAUGCUCUUCAAGAUUCUCUGCAGGAUUGCGACAACUUUAACUGUUACUGCGAUCGACCUGAGAUCUCUUCGCCUUCUCCUCUUGCGGCGGCGGCUGCUGUUUCGUCACCACUGCCUGAAGUCAAUGUGAAACCACAGCGGCAAAAACCAGCUCGCAAUCGCAUGGCAACCUCGGCUCAGGUUCUCGAAGUAAAGGAAGCAGUGGAGAAGAGUUUCGUGCUCGGCGAGGAGCACUAUUCUAGUCAUGUGAAGAAAAUUCGCAACAAACGUAACGUCGCCGAAGAAUCAUCGAAUGGCAGAAAGGUAUUCAUAGAUGUUCAAAUACAAACCGAGGACGUGGACGAGAAUGAUAAUAACAGCGAGGAGGAUGGUGGUGAGGGUACAGAAGUGAUAGAAAUAAAUCUUGGCGAGGAUCUGAUUGGUCAGUUGUCGGAGAUUUUCAUUUCGGAAACAUCACUGCUCGGAGCACCUGAGAAGUACAAAACCAACGUAUUCAUGCCGAAGACCCUCGCCCGGGAGUUGUAUGUGUUGUGGAUGGAAUCGGUGUACAAUCAGCAGGAGGAACAGCGCCAAAGUCUGCUCAAGGAAGACGAAGAAUUCGCCCGUCUAUUGAAGAACCCAAAGUAUCAAAACCUUAAGCAGCCACCGGAGAACAUCAAAGAACUCCUCGACAUGGAAUAUGCUUGGAUGAUCUACAAGACUGAACAGGAGCAGUACAAUGGCUUGGCCUCGAAGCACCCGAACGAUUUGGCCUCACAUCUGACGCGAAUGAAAUUGUGUGAGAUAUUUCCUAAUAUCCCGCGAGAUACACUCUUGGACAUCCUUGCCGCCCAUAACAACAAGUUCAGCGACACUGUCGAGGUGCUGAAGAGUUCAAUACAGCCCGCCACAGUCGAUCACCAGCUUUCAGCUGAGGUGCUCAUUGAAAAGGCCCGAAAUGAAAAUGAAAAGCAGCUCAACGAAGAAGCAGACAGGCAGGAGUCGAAGAUCAACACUUCGGCGGGUCAGAGCUUCCAAAAGAUGCAUUCCAAGCAACAGGAAACUUCCGCUCGCCAGAGAUCUCUCUCUCCGGAGGAGGCCAAACGCUUGGCUCUCUCCGAAUUCGAAGAGACCCGCAACUAUGCUGCCCACCAUUGUCAAUUGCGCGCAGAGUGCUAUCAAAAAGCCAAGGAGGCCAUUCAACGAGGGAACAGCGGAGUUGCGGUCUACUAUUCGCAGAUUGCAAAUCUCCACAAGCGGAAAAUCGACAUUUAUAACCAUCGUGCUGCCAACUGCAUCAUGGAAGUCCAUGACCUCACCCAGAACAACCCCGAUUUCAUUGAUCUGCAUUAUCUUCACGUGGUGGAAGCUGUGGCUUGCUUGGACAUAUUCGUGGAUCGCCACAUAGCCAAGCUACGGAGUAUAUUUCGUAGCUUUAAGUACGUGUUCAUAAUAACAGGUCGAGGAUUGCACAGCACCGGUGGGGUCUCGAUGAUCAAGACGAGAGUCAAGAGUAGGCUCAAAGAAAGGAAUUUAAAAUGGAGCGAGGUGAAUCCGGGUUUGCUUAAAGUGAAGAUAUUCUCAGCGUCCAAGUACUCUAAGAAUUUAUGAAGCUUUUUUUAGUGUAGAAAAUAAGACAAAUAGCUUGAAACCGAAAACGAUAUUGAAAUAUUCUUUUUUAUUUUUGUUUGUUCUUGUCUAAGAAGGUAACAGUAGCAGUUUUAUUUUGUAUUGUUCUUAAUAAAUAUACAAAAAUAUUUUAUAA
This is a messenger RNA of Eupeodes corollae, 3696 nucleotides long. RefSeq lists its product as uncharacterized. The coding region runs from base 165 to 3542 and encodes 1125 amino acids. The transcript is spliced from 5 exons. The record is from RefSeq and is a predicted model, not a curated record. Lineage: Eukaryota; Metazoa; Arthropoda; Insecta; Diptera; Syrphidae.